Molecule: messenger RNA, 729 nt
Organism: Kwoniella shivajii
Lineage: Eukaryota; Fungi; Basidiomycota; Tremellomycetes; Tremellales; Cryptococcaceae
Exons: 4
Coding region: 1-729 (242 amino acids)
Cellular component (GO): cytoplasm
Molecular function (GO): protein-lysine N-methyltransferase activity
Source: RefSeq, a predicted model, not a curated record
AUGGCCGACGAAGAAUUACCACCUAGCAAAUUGGGUACGAAGAGUCACUGGGAUGACGUAUACGAACGAGAAGUGCGAGUAUUCAACGAUGUAGGAGAUGAAGGAGAAGUAUGGUUCGGCGAAUCCUCCGUCACGAAAAUGCGUAAAUGGGCACAUCGAUAUUUAUCAUCAUCUUCUUCACCAAUACGAGUACUCGAAUGUGGAUCUGGUAAUGGUACAUUACUCUUAUCGUUCUUGACAUCACCAGGUGAUAUACCACAAGCAUUUCAUCUGACUGGGAUUGAUUAUGUUGAAAGAGCCGCGGUGCUAGCUAGAUCAAUAGAACAGACACGGAGGGAGAAUCUUGAAGAUGAGAUAGAUGAAGAAGAAGAAGUGAUUAAUCCAGUAGAAAUAGAAUGGCGUACAGAAGAUUUGUUAAGGAAAGAUUUCAAAGGUGAACAAUGGGAUCUAGUAAUGGAUAAAGGAACUUAUGAUGCUUUGUGUCUGAGUCCAGAUGGAAUAACAGAAGAGAAUGAUAGAUUACCAAGUCAAGUAUACCCUGAAAAAAUUGCACAAUUGGUUGGGAAGGAUGGCUUCUUCUUGAUUACUAGUUGUAAUUUUACUGAAGAAGAGAUAAAGUCAAGGUACACAAAAGAAGGUUUAGGUGACUCAAGUGUACCGCAUCCUUCAUUUUCUUUUGGAGGUAAAUCCGGUACAACAGUUUGUACAGUUGCAUUCAAGAAAGUGUAG